This is a messenger RNA of Solanum stenotomum, 1405 nucleotides long. RefSeq lists its product as uncharacterized. The coding region runs from base 430 to 1233 and encodes 267 amino acids. The record is from RefSeq and is a predicted model, not a curated record. Gene Ontology annotation, biological process: translation; ribosome assembly. Gene Ontology annotation, molecular function: structural constituent of ribosome. Gene Ontology annotation, cellular component: mitochondrial large ribosomal subunit; ribosome. The transcript has 6 exons. NCBI's taxonomy places the organism in Eukaryota, Viridiplantae, Streptophyta, Magnoliopsida, Solanales, Solanaceae.
CACAUGUAAUAUUAUAGUUAAAAUUAAGGUACAAGGGGUAAUUAAUGAAAAUUAUAACUAUGUUAGGUAAUGAACUAGUAAUUUUCUCAUUUCUACUAAUUAAUCACACUUUGCUCUUCUCCAUUUUCUUUCGGCGAAACCCUGAGACAUACUGAGAUUGUCUAGCUGCACUUUCGGUGUUGAGGGGGAUUUAUUUUAGCUAUCGAAAUGGUGGGCUAGCAACGGCAUCUUCAAUGCAUACUUCGUCAGGCUGGGAAGAGAUAUCAACAAAACUGAACUGUUCCAUUUAAUUCAUCGUUUCACUCGAAGGCAACUCCAGUACUUGGUAAAUCUUAGUAUUUCUAUGUGGAUCAUGAUAAAACUGAUGUUAGAAAUGUCUCACGUUGAAUGUAAAUAGUCAAUGCAAUGAGUCGAUAAGCAAGUCAAAUUAUGGGAUCCGAAGAUCUGCCUUUGGUGAGGUGCCUUAUUUACCAAGCCUGCGGAAUACACUUUCACCUAGCAUCUCAAGGCCAUUGUACCAAUACCUACAACAUUUGGUUGUCUAGUUCAAGGACAUUAAUUGCAGAUGAUGCAACACCAGUUUCUUCUCCAUUAACACCAUUGUUAACAUCAAGUACUUCCAGUACAGAAGCAGAGAAAGCAAUUUCUAAACCUUCAAAAGUUCAAGCAGAUUUGAAGGGUAUAAAACAGAGCCCAAAGAAGGUGAAUUUGGUUGCUGCAUUAGUUCGUGGCAUGCGUGUUGAAGAUGCAUUGUUACAGUUGCAAGUUACAGUAAAGCGAGCUUCCAAAACUGUCUAUCAGGUUAUACACUCAGCUCGGGCAAAUGCAGUGCAUAACCAUGGAUUUGAUCCGGAUCGUCUUCUUGUUGGUAAAAUGACAAACAAAAGCUUUACAUAUUUUCAUCUCAUUUCUACCCUUUUGGAGUACUUCAUCCUUAUUAUGUUUGGUGCAGCUGAGGCAUUUCUUGGAAAGGGACUUUUCAAGAAAAGGCUGUCCUACCAUGCUAAAGGAAAGUGUGGACUGAUGGUGAGGCCAGAAUGUAGAUUGACAGUGGUACUUAGGGAGAUAACACCGGCGGAGGAGGCCGAGAUAGCUAAGUUGAGAGUAAGCAACUUCAAAAAGCUAACCAAACGCGAAAAACGUCUUGUCCCUCAUAAGCUCAUUGAGACUACUCCAAUAUGGAACCGCAAGGGCAAAGUUAGAAGUAGUGGCACAGGUGUUGUUGCUGAAUGAGCGGUGAUAUCAUUGUAGUUUAAUUUUUCGUUAGAAACGUAUGCAAUCACAUAAAGAUCAGUGGUUGAUGAAAAUCCAUUGCAUCUUGUCACAUUUCUUUUUCGUAAGAGUUGUAACUUGAGUUAAUCCCUGGCUUCUGUUUUCUUUUUGUAAGGCAACAGGCUCUCCUUUA